AUGGCAACUUCUCAAGCAAAGGUCGAGCCCAUUGCUGCGCCACAGGGCUCCGCUAUCAACUUUGGCGCCACCGUCACUGAUGUUGACGUCGAGAAUCUUACUGAUGCCGACUUUGACGUCCUUCGUGAUGCUCUGUUCAGGCAUCAGGUUCUCGUCAUCAGGGACCAGUCGCACGUCUCCCCCAAGGCCCAGUACAGCCUCACCCAGCGAUUUGACCCGGAAGCCACUGCCAACUAUGGCCACGGCAAGACUCUGGAUGCCAAGCGCUCUAUCCUACACCCUGAUUUGAAGACGGUUCCGCAUCAGCCCCAGGUCCAGGUCAUUGGAAACGGCUUUGUGCCUUCCUACGAGGGUCUGGAGAACAUCCAGCUCCGGCACCCUCACCACCGGACAUUCCAUGACACCACAAUCCCAGACGCAGAGGACCUCGACUUCACCAGGUUCUACCGCUGGCACAUUGAUGCGGCCCUUUAUGAUCUCGCGCCUCCAGUGGCAACCACGCUGCUUGCCGUCCGCGUCCCCUCUGGCCGCACGCAGACACUGCGAUAUGACGACGGCACGGGCGAUGAGAUGACCGUCCCCCUUGGAACAACUGCUUUCGCCAACGGUGAGACCAUGUACGAUAUCCUCUCCGACGAGGACAAGGAGUUUGCCCGCACCACCAAGGUCGAAUACGCCGCCCAUCCUUACAUCUGGAUGUCGCCGGCCAAGUCCCGCUCCACCGGGCUCGGCCUCGUCUCGCAGGGCAAGGAGCUCUCAGAGUCCGACCUCCCUCCCAUCAACUCCGAGGCCAUCCAGGUUCUCCCCAUGUGCUGGCGCAACCCCGUGACGGGGAAGCUGCACCUUCAGAUCCAUCCAUCGGCUGUCAGGCGGCUCCAUCUGGCCGAUGGCACCGUCAUCGAUGACUUGGCCAAGGUUCGCGAGACUGUCUACCGUCUGCAGCGACCUGGCAUUGCUCCCCAGAGGAUAUACGCCCACGACUGGAAGGAAGGCGAUCUCGUCAUCUUCCACAACCGAGGUUUGAUCCACUCGGUCGUCGGCGCCUUUGCAGAGGACGAGGUCCGGCUGUUUAGGCAGUGCAACAUUGCAGGAAGCCAACUGCCUGUUGGUCCUGAGAUAGUCGGGGCAGCUGCUUAA
Clonostachys rhizophaga is the source of this 1137-nucleotide messenger RNA. NCBI's taxonomy places the organism in Eukaryota, Fungi, Ascomycota, Sordariomycetes, Hypocreales, Bionectriaceae. The record is from the annotation of a GenBank genome assembly.